This is a messenger RNA of Diabrotica virgifera virgifera (western corn rootworm), 20561 nucleotides long. RefSeq names its product telomere attrition and p53 response 1 protein. The coding region runs from base 120 to 782 and encodes 220 amino acids. The transcript is spliced from 5 exons. NCBI's taxonomy places the organism in Eukaryota, Metazoa, Arthropoda, Insecta, Coleoptera, Chrysomelidae. The record is from RefSeq and is a predicted model, not a curated record.
AAAAGCGUCACAAAGCAAAGGAACAUGUCGGACCAGACUGUUCACAGCUGAAAUUUGUCGCGCAGUAAGAAGUUCGUUUGUUGUUAAACUUGUAUGUAAAAUCUAUAAAAUCGUACAAAAUGAACGGUGAAAAUGGUGACGAUAAUUGGUUAACGGGUUGGGAACAACAGUGUGCAGAUUCCCUAAGAGAACAACCAAAUUUUGAACAGAACUUGAUAACAGAAUCCAGUAAUUAUCAAACUAGAAUAUGGUCUUCCUUUCAAGAUUCUGCAACAGCCGUGGCACAGCUUUAUAGAGAUAGGUACUCAGGGGAACCAACAGCUAUUUGGGUACAAUUUCAAACGGCAGCAGGAACUGUUACUUCCUUAUACAGAGAAUCGAGUGAAAGCUUGAGAAAAACGUCCGAAGUGGCGAAACAGAGCGGCUACCAAAAAAGAAACAAUGAAAUAUUCAACUGGGCGAAGAGGAAAAGGCGUCUGAUCCGGAGGGAAGAUCUCUUGGCAUAUCUGGCUGGUAAACAUCCCCCUCCGCCCAGUAGACAGAGUCACCAUCAUCAUUCACAUCACAGACUGUCUCCUAGACCGCCAAAUAUGUCUGCACCACAUGAUGAUGAAGCGAUCGUCGUGGACCCGAAUCUACGCACCUUCAGGGACGCCUUAGUCACUUCCCCCUUGUGUGCCUUUAUCACUGGAGAAAUGGCGCGUCACACGAAGAGAGCGGCCAGUCCGUCGGACGUCACGAUGGGCAGUCCCACUCAACACAAGAAACCUCGGUAUAUGUGAAAUUUAACAACAGAAAGUCAAAACGUCGCUGGUUGUCUGCUGCCUUAAGUUAUCAGUUGCAUAAAAAUUUAUGGUUGUAGCAUAACUACUUUAAGAGGAUUAUAUCAGUUAUCACGAAUUGAUAUGUCAUGGUUAACAGCCGAAAUAUUAUAGAAUCCAUUAGCUGAAUCAUACUACAAACGCAGGAAAAAUGCAGACUAUUUUAGAUCGGAGGUCAUUAUCAAAAUAUGUCUGACAUAAAAAUGAGUGAGGAGUACUGACAAGUGGGUUAGAUGUAGAUUAUUUUUUUUUAUAAAAAUCAGGUACUCCUUCUAUAGCCUAUUAAGUAUUUUUAUAAGGAAUGAUAUAUUCAAUUGUGUAAUGAUAAUUUUCUGAUCCUUCAUAUUUUAUAAGCAGUAUAAUUUUCAAAAAUUGAUGUUUUAAACAUAAUGUAGGAGUUAUUUUAUUAUAACUUAAUCCAUCUGUUUUAUCAAGAUAUUGAAUGCAAAUGUAAUUUUUUUUGUAAAUUAAUACAAAAUGAUUGUUAAAAUGGAUCGGAUGGAAUGGAUGGAUUAAAACCCGGAUCGGCCGCGGUCCCGAUUAAUCCGAGUUAUCAAGGUUCCACUGUAAUGUAUAUAUAACACACUGAUCUCUACUAUCUGAUUGUUUUAUCGGUUUGUUUAUUUUCAACAAAAGCUUUUAUUCUCUGCAACAAUAACAAGUUUUUUCAAAAAAAAAUAAAUAUUGGUUUAAAUACAUGGUGAUUCCAUAUCACUUUGGUUGUUUAUACUUAUGUACUUAUUAAACCUACUUAUCAUUUUACUUACGAUAUUCUUCAGUUUUUUUUUUAAAUUCACCUUUAAUCCAGCAUUUCUUUUUUGACAACCUUCUUAAUACCACAGUUUAAUGCUAAAAACUCAGUUAAUUCAAAAGUGUAAUAAGUCGGGAAAUAAAAUUCGAAAUUAUUUAUCCUCUGAGCUUUUUAAGUUGGAAAAAUAAAGCAUAACAGAGUGGCGAAAUACUCGACAAGGGAAAUCUAAAUUGCAUUUCACGUCCUGUCAUUCAUCGUGAUAAUAAUUUUAGCGAACUCUUUCUAAAUUAAUUUUAAUUUAGAAAUUUAGAAAUUUAAUUUUUAAAUUAAAAUUAUCACGGUGAAUGACAAGACGUGAAGUGCAAUUUAGAUUUCCCUUGUCGAGUAUUUCGCCACUCUGUUAUGCUUUAUUUUUCCAACUUAAAAAGCUCAGAGGAUAAAUAAUUUCGAAUUUUAUUUCCUGACUUAUUACACUUUUGAUUCAUAGAUGGUGCUAGUAGCAUCUUUGGUAAUUAUUUUGAUAAUUACUUGGAAAGGAUGAAAGGAUUUGGUUUCAAUUCAGUGCCUCUACCCAGGUGCUCCGAUGAGGAAACGGUUAUUCCGAAAUACGUAUAAGCACAUAGUAGAGGCUCUGUACUGUAAGCAAAUCUGAACCAUCUUUUCCUUUCUUUCAAUUAAUUCACUCUCGAAUUUUGAGGUUCCAAUUUUGCAAUCCACUCCUGAGGCAAAAUUGUGAAUGCGCGACGAUAAUGACCAAUCACAGCAAAUGCCCGACGAUAACGACCAAUCACGGCCAAUCACGACCGAUAACGACCUUAACUGUCAUUCACUAAAAUUUUUGAUGCGCCAUCACCAACAUGCUUCUUCUUAAAGUUCCCUCUAAUAUCGGAGGUUGGAUAUCAUACUGGCUAUGGUCACUUUGUUGGCUGCUGCUCUGAACAAUUGUAAUGAACUACAGUUAAACCAUUCUCUAAGGUUCCUCAGCCAGGAGAUGCGUCUUCUUCCUAUGCUUCUUCUUCCUCGGAUCAUUCCUUGCAUAAUAAUUCUCAGCAACUUAUAUUUUUCUCCUCUGGUAGUGUGACCCAGAUAUUCCAGUUUUCUAGUUUUUAUACUGUUCAUAAUUUCUAACUCCUUAUUUAAACGUCGGAGCACUUCAACAUUGGUAAUCCUUUGAACCCACUGAAUUUUCAAUAUUCUUCUGUAACACCACAUUUCGAACGCUUCUAUUCUUCUUAUGUGUUGUCUCUUCAAUGUCCAAGCUUCCAUUCCGUAUAGUAAUAUAGAAAAUAUGUAGUAUCUUAUAGCCCUAAAUCUGAGAGGCAACUGAAAGUCUUUGUUUGUAAGCAGUGUCUUCAUUUUUAUAAAUGCUUGCCUUCCAGUUUCAACUCGGACUUUCAUUUCUUUGCUUUGGUCAUUUUUGUCAUCAACCCAGGUUCCCAGAUAUUUGUAUGUCUUAACUUUUUCUAUUUGGGUUUGAUCUAUCAUUAACCUUUCAUUUCCAUGUUGUGUUUUUGAGACAAUCAUAAAUUUAGUUGUCUUGUUUAUUUUUAGUCCGUAUCGAAUGCAAUAAUCGUUAAUUCUAUUUAGCAAUUCUUGUAGUGAUUCCAGGUUGUCGGCCAUUAUAACGGUGUAGAGAUUCCAUCACAGCUCCGCUGUUGCUUCCUGAAAUAUGACUUCACUGUACACGUUAAACAGUAGCGGCGACAGAACACAACCCUGUCUUACUCCUCUUUUUAUAUCAAUAUUCUCGGAUUCUUAUUCUUUUAUCUUUAUAUUGGCCUUUUGAUUCCAAUACAGAUUGAUGAUAAUUCGUAAAUCUCGUCUGUCUAUAUCUCUGUUCUUCAAUAAUUCUAUUAGUUUUUCAUGUCGGACCCUGCCGAACGCUUUUUCUAAGUCGAUGAAACAGGAAUAAAUAUUCAGGUUCAUGUCUAAGCAUCUUUGAGAGAGGACAUUAAACGCAAACAAUGCCUCUCUUGUUCCAAGUCCUUUGCGGAACCCAAAUUGGGUAUCAUCCAUAUUCCACGUCAUCUUCUAGCUUUAAUAUAAUAAUAUCCAUAUUUCAUAUAAUCUUCCAUGAAUCACCUCUAGAAAUAUUCUGAGGGUAUGGCUUAUUAGUGAUAUUGUCCUAUAGUCCGAACAAUCUUUGGCAUAUACCAACAUGCACCAUAGUGAACAAAGGAUGUUCGUGGAGUGAUCCUACUGAUUCGUUAGCUGUAUACUGUGUUAUAUUAGAAACAUCAUCAGGAACCACAUAUGAAUAUUGAUUCAUAAAUGUACUAUUCGUAUUUUGAUUAAAACAGAUGGAUAUGAAAAUCAAGCCGCUGAAUAUCCUGUUUUAAGCUGUUUGGAGGAUAAAAAAUACUAAUUAUAAGUUUUAAGACAGCAUCGUGAAUGAACCUUGUUAAUUUAUUUGUUUAAAAAUAGUCUCUGGGGACUUUAAACUUUUAAUAAUUUGUUUUAUGUUAUUGUUUACGUUAUUCCUACAUGAUAUGCACUUAAAAAACGAAUAGUAUGUUUUUUAUUAAAUCUAUCUAACCAGAAUAUAUACUGGCCCUUAUUUACUAUAAACUCAAUCGUAAUUUAUCCAUUUCUUAGAAUUCAUGUGCCUUAGCAAGCUUUUUUACACGUAUAUAAUGCAUAUUACUUGCGAGUUUUGGUUUUGAAAUAUUUUAAUUUCAUUGUAGUGCCUUAGAAAAGCAGAAGUGUAAGGUAUUCCGUUUUUUUUAUUAAGAUGUAGUUACCAAUACAGAUUCUCUAAGUCAACGCAGGAAGUAAAAUAGUUUACUCGACAUAAUUAGAACUGUUUGUGGAUUUGUGGAGACUCCAAUACAGAUGCUUCAAAUUAUUUUAUUUUUCCUACAUCGAAAUCAAAUUUUCUUUAUUUAAUUCUCGCCAAAUAUUCUCAUGACUAUUAGGGAGUCUCUUAACUAUAGCAUCUCUAGGAAGUAUGUGGAAAAAUUCGGGCGUUAUUGUCAAAACAGCGGUCCAUUCACACUGUUACAUGUUUCAUUCUAUUUGAAGCUCGUCAUACCAUGAUAAAAUGCUAUGUGUUUUCUAUUAUGUUCUUCUAGAUGGAAUGGAGUUAUGGACCUUAAAUGAAGCGUCGUUAGAUGUAGGGUGCAUAGAAAAAUAGGUGCAGGUAGAAGAAGAAUAUACUGACUUCAUAACCUACGAAAAUGGUUUAACUUGAUCACCUGGAAAUAGACGGAGAGCCAGCGCCGAAAAAUCUCUCUGAAUUUACUAAAGGUAGUUUUUUCACAGUUGAUUACCGUGGUUGUGUAAAGAAACAUACUGCGGUCGGUCUAGCGAAAUGUAGAGCAGGUGGUACUGACAGCUUGUCAAAGUUGCUUACCUGCGGAGGUAAUUAAAUCCAUUUACUAAGGCUGAAAAUCAGUACAUACAUUCUAAAUUGAAUAUAAAUAAAAGUUAUUAUAGUCGGUCAGCUGUAUGACGGGACAGAGCCGGUCGGUCGGCCCCAAUGAAUGUACAGGGUUAUUCAGUAUAUUUUGACCCCCCGUGUAAACUGCUUUAUUUAAAGAAUUAGAAAAAAAUGUAAAAUACAAAACUUUUCGAUUUUUAAUUAUGAUUUUUUGACAUAUGUAUAUAUCGUACUAGUGCCGUCAUCCAUCUAGGCGUGAUGACGUACUCGACUAUUCUUUUAAAUGAGUACCUAUAGGGGUCGUGUGGUAGCUCAUUUGAAAGGUUAUUCAAUUCUCUAUUUAAUAAUAUAAGCAUUAAGAUUAUUAUUUAUACAGGGUGUCCAAAAACAUUUUUUGAAUUAUUAAUUAAACAAUUAUUUUGAUUAAAUUUUUUUUGGACACCCUGUAUAAACAAUCAUGUUAAUGUUUAUAUUACUGAAUAGGGAAUUGAAUAACCUUUCAAAUGAGCUAGCACACGACCCCUAUUCUCAUUUAAAAAAUAGUCGAUUACGUCAUCACGCCCAGAUGGAUGACGUCAUUAGUACGAUAUACAGGGUGUUUCAAAAAAAGGUAACCCCGUCUCUAGGGUAGGUAAAAAACUGAAAAAUAAUUGGGGUUUGCUUAGUAAAAAAUUUUUGUAACGCCAUCCGUUCUCAAGAUACAGGGCGUUGACGAAAAAAAAAUUUUACGCAUUUUUGAAAAUUGAAAAAUUGAAACAAGGUUUAAAAACUCUAAUUAUUGUUGAUUUAUCGUCAUAACAAUCAAUAAAUGUCAGAUUUCCAUGGCACACUUGGAGAAAAUAGAGGUAUACCUAUUAGAACUUUAUCAUUACUACCAGCAUCAAUUAUUACUUCAUAAUUUUCCAAUCAAAAUAUUCCGAAAGCGGUACACACUAUCGAGUUUUACCAAGAGUACCUUUUUCGUGUAAAAUUGAAUGAUGUUUAGGUUUACUUGAAACUUUGAUUAAUAAUUAUACUCUUAAAAAAGUUAUAUUGACUAAUACUUAGUACGAUCCGUGUAACUAGCGCCCUCUAUGAGAAUCAGAUAUAAAAACAAAUUCAUGGGAUGUAUCAGCUUCCAAAACCUAUUCGUAUAAAAUUUCAUUACAAUGUUGCCAGUAGUUUCGGCAAAAUCGUAAAAAAUGCGUAAAAUUUUUUUUUCUUCAACGCCCUGUAUCUUGAAAACGGAUGGCGUUACAAAAAUUUUUUACUAAGCAAACCCCAAUUAUUUUUCAGUUUUUUACCUACCCUAGAGACGGGGUUACCUUUUUUUGAAACACCCUGUAUAUGUAAAAAAAAUCAUAAUUUAAAAAAUAAUUAAGUUUUGUAUUUUACAUUUUUUUCUAAUUCUGUAAAUAAAGCAUAUUAGAGGGGGGUCAAAAUAUAGUGAAUAACCCUGUACAUUCAUUGGGGCCGACCGACCGGCUCUGUCCCGUCAUACAGCUGACCGACUAUAAUAACUUUUAUUUAUAUUCAAUUUAGAAUGUGUGUACUGAUUUUCAGCCACCACUAAAUGGAUUUAAUUACCUUCGUAGGAAAGCAACUUUGAUACCCUCUCAGUAACCCCUGUUCUACGUUUCGCUUGACCGACCGCAGUAUGUUUCUCUACACAAUCACAGUAAUCAACUGUGAAAUAACUAGCCUUAGUAAAUUCAGAGACAUUUUUCAGCGCUGCCUCUUGGACUAAAUAGAGGUGUUUGGUUUGCCUAUUAAAUAAUGACCAGGUUGUAAGGGCUGGCAGAUCCCAGUCCGAUUAGGCAUAACAUACGAAGCUGUCCUCAAUUCUCGUCCCCUCGAUAUUUAAAAUCUGUUUUGGUGCAAACCUUUCAAAAAUUGGUUCUGAUUACAGGUAUUAAGGAAUAAUUUUUCUUGUGGAUGGGCUUGGACAAGUAACAACAGUGGCUAGAUAGAUCGAAUAAAAAAUAUUUCACUAUGCAGGUAUACUUUACCAGUAUAUUGUUUUUUAUUUUCUUUAUAACUAGCUUAAAAGAAGAGAAAAUAAGUAUAAAGCAUUCGUUAAUAAAUUAAUUUUACAAAUAAGGCAGUAAGUGUUGCCAAUAUCAAAACAAAAUAUAAUUUUAAACAAAUAUCAAAUAUAAAAAAAAUAUCGCAUGUGAUUAAUAUGCACAUCUUUGUAAAUAUAAGUGCCAAUCUAAAAUAAAUCCUUAACAUAUUAUGUAAUUCAACAAUUUUUCGGUGCUACUAUAGUAUGCGGUCUACCGUCACGUCUAUAAACGCAUACAUAAGAAUUAUUAUUUUAAUUUUACAAAUAAUCCUGUUAUAUCUCUAUUUACCAUUUUAGUUUGGGAAUAAGCCAAGUUUGUGGCUUAUUCCCAAUUAAAAGAAUAAAUAGAUAUGACAAAGUAUUAGUUUCUCUAAUUAAAAUGGUAAUUAUUCUGACUUAUGCGUUUUAUUCACUUUGUAAAGAUUUUCAUUAUAGUGUGCAAAUCCUUCUGAGAAAAGAUUAUGGUACUGUUUAGCCACACAGCUAGGUAAAGUACAGUGCCAGCAAAAAAAUCUUUACAAAGUGAAUGAAGCACAUAAAUCAGAAGAAUUAUUAUUUUAAUUAUGACAAUUGCAAAUUGAUACUUUGUCAUAUCAAUUUACUAUUUUAUUUGGCAAUAAGUCACAAAAUUGGCUUAUGUUGCACACUAUAAUAGAUAGAGCCAGAUAUACCGCAUACUAUAGUAUCACCAAUUUUUCUAUAGCAUCGGUAGCAACGAUUUAUCGCAGGCAUAUACUUCUUUCCUCGAUCUAGUACGCACAUUUCUUAAAAGUUUUUACACGGUUAUGUACUAUUAUUUAUUAUUAUUUUAAUUAAUAAAAAAUUGUAACUUAGGCCCAGCUCUUACGAUACAAUACAAACUUAAACGAAGCUGUGAUUUUUUAAAUGUGGAGCGUUAUACCAAAAGAUAACAAGUAAACAUGACAACAAGUAAACAAAGAUAACAGGUAAACAUGUUUAUCAGUUGAUGUGGUACUGGCCUGAACGGAAUAAUUCCAAAUUUGCUUUGUCAAUUUUUUCGGUGGAAAUAAAUCUUGUUUGUCAACAUUUUUUAUUUUCUGUUCUUCUCUUGUAAGUGCCGUUCCUUUAAGAAGGUUGCUGUUCUAAACAGCUCAACAGCCACAAUAAUUGCACCAUUGUCUCAAUUUAUAUCCUGAUAUACGUCGUCGACCUACGCUUCUUGUGUCCAGUAUCUUUUCUUGUAUAAUGAUUUGCAGCAACACAUAUCUCCCAAUCUGAUGGCAUGGCCCAGAUACUAUACAUAAUUUUCUUUUUUUGAAUUGUAUUUAAUAUCUCAUUUUCCAUAUUCAUUCUUUGUAAAAUGUUGUUUGUAACCUCUUUGGCCCAACUUAUUUUUAAAGCUCUGGAACGAAAUAGGCGAUGGACUACCCUAGCUAAUUGAAAUAAUAUUCGAAAAUAUUACCUCAAUCAUCCAAGAUAGCCAUCGCUACACCCUUAGCUUAGCUCAGUCUCUCAAGGUGUGUGUUCGUCUUGUCCUAAUCUUAGAAAUGAGCUAUGAAGAUUCGGAAUGGAAGCAAACAAAACAAAUACUUUUAACUAAUCAUGUUUAUUGUUCAAAAAAAUAUAAUAAAAAUAUGACUUAUUAAGUGCAUUAAUAAAUAUAUUCAAAUUCUUGCCCAAAAAUUUACAAUUCUGGAUUAUACUUAUGGCUUUUGGUAUCUGAUGGUAACUUCUUGAUGUCGAAUGGUACUGCUGUUUCUACAACUAGCACUGGGCUUCUAGAGGCUGUAUUCCAGCAGGCCUACAGAUGUUGGUCGUUGCAGUCUAGGUGAUGUGGUUGCAGUCUAGAUGACAUGUCCCUCGUUGUUCUAUCGCCGGCGAUUUGAGGAUGUUUGUUGCUCCCGAAUGGAGAAAAGUGGUUUUAUUCCCAAAAACUAUAAGAUAAAAAUACAUAUCAAACAUCAAAAGAAAAACCAAAAUGUACCUUUGCCAAAUAGUAUUUAAAAAGUAGUAGAUGGCAAGGGUAUAUUAAAUGGAAUUAAUAUUGAUACUAGUUAAAAUUUUAUUUACACGUGCAUAUUAAUAGAUGAAAAGAAAUGUAGAAACCAAACACAUGGUUGAGCAUUGGGAGGUUAGGUAUAAGAAAAAAUGAUUAUAGAAAAUUAAAAGUAGACUAUAAAAACUCACCCCAAGAGAAUAAGUGUUGAUGGAAAAUAAAUGUAAUAGUCAAAUUACAUGCCUUUUUAAGGAAUAGUUCUUUCCUUCCAUUUUCAUUUUGUGUCAGGGAGUAGGAAUGAAGUGACACUGUCAUUGAAAACGACAUUUGAAAUGACGACAAAGUACGUAUGAAGUAGCAGGCAUGUUCCGCAUUGAAAGACAGAUACUUACAGAGUAAGAAUAUAUGGGGUACGUUCAGUAUUUUCAGUUGAUGAUUAAGAUUUUAGAUGAAAAGAGUUAUAAUAAAUAGAAGUUAAUAAAAGAGGAUAAUAAAAGAGGGCGCCAACGAGUUUUUAACGAAGAAAACUGGUAAAACAAGUAGAAGAAAAUUAUUGUUAAUGAGAUAAUAAAGAAAAUAAAGUAAAAUAAUUAUUUAAAAAUAAAAUAUCUAAAGAUGUGACAUCUGUAACGUUACAGCUCUUCUAUAAGCUCACAUGUUAAACACUUCUAUUCUGUUACAUAUAUCCUUUUUUAGCGUCGAAGCCUUUAUUCCAUAUAAUAACACAGAAAAUACAUAACACCUCAGUAUUCGUCCUUGAGCUGCAGACUCAUUUUUUCAGCUCUUCACUACUAUCUACAAUCUUAUUCAUCAGAACCUGCAAUUGUUAUUUAUCUAAUGAAACUUCCUUUUGCGAUGCACCAAAACGAUUUUGGGGACUUUCAGGCAAAUCCAGGGACAAAGGAAAUCCAGGUGAAUUAACAAAUUUGGACGAGUGUUUAGACUUUAGAAUAUCAACACACAUUCAGAUUUUCACAUUGUUUUAUACAUUUUAAAAAUAUCGUCACUUCAACAGCUAAAACAGGCCACAACAGCUACAGAAUAUAGGCUAAAAAGUCUAAGGAGCCAUGCAUUAAAACUUUCUUAAAAUUAUACAAAACAGAAUAUUCAAGCUAUGCGAAGAGAUAAUAUAAGACAGACGAGAGAUGCACUGUUUAGUCUACAGGUAUUAUUCCAAAGAUGCAGAAAUAUGACUUUUUAUCUACACCUGCUUUGUGGAGUACCAAAAAGCAUUUGAUACAGUUCAACACCGAAAAAUGAUGGAUGUUACUGAUAGAUGCAGAAAUAUUACUUUUUAUUUACACCUGCUUUGUGGAGUACCAAAAAGCAUUUGAUACAGUUCACCGAAAAAUGAUGGAUGUUCUAACAAAAGACCAAGUGGAUGAUAAAGACCGGCGUAUAAUACAAAAUUUAUACUGGAACUAAUCAGCCACAAUAAAAACAAAUCUUGGAGAUGAACCAACGGAACCGAUCGAUAUUCUGUGAGGUGUUAGACAAAGAUGUAUAGUUGCACCUAUAUUACUUAACGACGUUCUACACCUUCGUUGCGGGGUAUGCCUCUCAGAGGAAAGGGGGGGAAACUUAUAUGCAAGCGAAAGUUGGUAACAAUGCAUUUAUAGCAGAAUACUCGAAUCAUAUGUUUCAGUAUUGAAUACUUUAUAAAAAUAAAUUAUAAUAAAUUACGGAAAUUGCGGAAUAAAUUACGGAAUUAAUUAUAAUAAAUAAAUUAAAAAUAAAUGGUACGGUAAACAAUCCUCAUUUUUUAAUAUGUUAUUCCUUACAAAAAAACCUUUAAUUUAAGCACAAAUAAUUAAAAAUCGUAAAUUUGGGUCAAAAGUUAUUAACUUUUUAAGAAUUCCCAUAAGAGCCCAUGUUAAAACUUAACUUUGACCCUUAAUAGUAAUUAAACGGCACGGUAAAACAAUUUUUAAAAAAUCAAGUCUUAUUUUUUUGAAGUAAACUAUAACAUACUAAAAUUUCAUGCAAAUCCUUAAUUCUUUGCCGAAGGUGUAGAACGUCGUUAACCUAUAUUCAGAGGAAUAUUUAGUGAAGCAUUGGAAAAUUGCGAACAUGGAGUACUGCUAAAUGGAGAACACCUAAAUAACGUUCGCAGAUAGUUUAAACAGUUUACAGCAACUAAUAAACAAACUAAAUGAAGUAAGAGAAAGAUUUCACUGCAAGUAAAAUAUCAAACUAAAAAGGGGUAGUUCCCUGGGUUGGCUGUAUACCUUAUAGUUAAACAAACUGGAACAUGAAGUAAAAACCACUUCUAUGUAAAAGGUAUAUUUACUAAAAAUUUUUAGAAUCCCAAUGGAUUCAAUAAAAUGAGUUCAUCAGAACGUUUUCAAACCUAUCGGUCCAUCAUCAGUGAAUUUGAAUACUUGCAAAAUAGCCCCAGAACCAAACAAUGGUUGUGAUUAUAAAUAGAUCUACAUUAUGUUAAAAUAAAUUUAAAAUGGCUAAACGCCGAUGUUCAGGGAUUAAACCUCUGGGAACAUGGUGAAACUCUACCCGAGGACCCAAUCAACCAUCUUCGGGUUGAUUUAUUUAAAAUUUAUUUUAACAUAAUGUAGAUCUAUUUAUAAUCACAACCAUUGUUUGGUUCUGGGGCUAUUUUGCAAGUAUUCAAAUUCACUGAUGAUGGACCGAUGGGUUUGAAAACGUUCUGAUGAACUCAUUUUAUUGAAUCCAUUGGGAUUGUAAAAAUUUUUAGUAAAUAUACCUUUUACAUAGAAGUGGUUUUUACUUCAUGUUCCAGUUUGUUUAAAAUAUCAAAAACUAAAUUUAUGGUCAUCAGCAAAAAUAAAAUUAGAGACGUCCAACUGCUUAUCAAGAAUACACCAGUGGACCGAGUAAAACAGUAUACCUAUCUUGGAACAAUAGUAAAUGAACAAUGGGAUCACUCACAAGAAAUAAAAUGUAGAAUAGAGAAGGCUAAGAGUGCAUUCAACAACAUGGCCAAACUCUUUAAAAGCCACAACCUCAAUUUGGAGAUAAAAGUAAGGAUACUGAGUUGAAUCCUGGGCGCUCACUGAAGCGAUGAAAAAAAAACUUGAAGCCUUCGAGAUGUGGCUGUACAAGCGAAUCCUAAGGAUAUCACGGACGGACAAGAUAACCAACGAGACCGUUCUACGAAGAAUGGGCAAAGAAAGAGAGGUGAUGUAUACGAUUAAAAGGAGAAGGUUAGAAUAACUCAGACACAUUAUGAGAAGCGACACUAAAUACAGAUUACUGAAAAUAAUCCUUCAGAGCAAAGUAUUCGGAAAGCGAGGAAUUGAGAGACAAAGAAGAUCAUGGUUAAAGAACCUGAAGAAAUGGUUCUCCACAACAACUAAUCUAUUUAAAGCAUCAGUUAAUAAAAUAAUUAUAGCCAGAAUGAUCGCCAGUAUUCGAAACGAAAAGGCAUCAAAAGAAGAACAGCUACAACUCGUAAAGUAAUGGUCCGAUUAUGUUCUGAUUUUGACAAGUGACGUCUGAAAUUUGCUAAUAGAUAAAUCUUCUUAGUGACGCCAUCUAGUUGACAGGCCAGAACUUGUGACAAAGUGGAGUUUUAAAGAUUAGUAUAUUUAUUAAGUCCGUUCUCAAAUCAAUCAAUUUUCGAAAAAAAAACCAUAUACUUUUGGUAUAACGCAAUUCAAAUAUAUUUUUACAUAAUUCAUAUACGAUGUAUCUUUAUAGUGACAGACAACUGGCAUGUAAAUUGUACAUAUGUAUUUGUUUGGAAAAAAAUAUUAAUAUUUCCUAUAGAUAUUAAAAAAUGUACAUAAUCUUUCACAUAUUACUCGUAAAUUAUACAGUUAGCGACGUUGAAACGUUCACGUUGAUUCAAGUUCGAGGAUAUAUAGCUAUUAGAGAGAUUUUAGACCCUCUACUUUUUGACGUACGUUAAACGUAAAACGUUAUACUUGUCAUGCGCAAUGAGUGAUAAAUAAGGGAUAACGUAUUUGCUUAAAAUAGAUUUUGAAACCCUUCAGAAAAUACACACACAGAUUAACGAUAAUUGACAUUUGGCAAAUGUAACCUAUAAAACGGCAGUUGUGUGCUAUAACUUAUUUUAUUGAAUUAUUUGCCAUAAUGGAAGAAAAUGUAUUAAGACGUUCACCAAAGACAAUUUACUACUUUAGGAACACAAAACAUCCAUCCUAAGUUUAACAAGACAAUUCAAUCAAGUGUCAGAUUUCUCAAGAAAUGGUGUAAUUUAGAAUUAUUCUACCAGGGUUGCCAAGCAGAUUAUAUUCAAUUAUAUUAUAAUAUGUUUAUUACCUGAUAGUUUUUUUUAAAACAAAUUUUGAUUACAAUUUUAUACAUCGUUACUAUAUUUUUUAUUCUAGUUGUCUCUGGUUCAGCUCAUAUGACUUUUUUUUCGUUUUUUAUGAUUUAGAUAUAUGACAUUUGGCAAUCUUACAAAUACGUAAUCCCUUAAUAACGUGAACCUUAUUUCUACCUAAAUAAGGGGACACCUUAUCCGCUAAUAAGGUAAUACGUUACUUUUCAGUUAAUGCGCAUGAGCAGAAUAGCGUAUAACGUUUAACGUUGCUGAAAUAAGGGGCUUAAAAACUCUCUAUUAUAUAGUCUAGAAAGCUUCACUCUCACGUCUUAUUUGUUGCAGCACAAACGAAAAACAUGAAGAAGAUAGUUAGAUACAAGUUAAGCUUUACAAACGGACCUUUUUCUUUUUAGGCUGACAAUUUUUCGGAUAUAACGGAUCAUUGUGAUAACUUGAUUGGAUGAGCCCUUGAAAUUACUGUCUUACGUUUUCUAUUCACAUACGCCUUCAUUUUACUACUACUACUUGUCGGUUUAUAACGUUCUCUGCCGUUUUCCGAUUUCAAAUCACCAGUUCAUCAUAUCUUUCUAUGUUUCUUUCUCUCAGAUCUUUGUCUAUUCCUUCGCUCAAACUUUGUCUCGGUCUACCUCGUUUUCUCUUUCCUUCUGGUUGCCAUUUUAGUCUGUCCUUUAAUGUUGCAUAUUUAAAAAGAGCACAAAAAAGUAAGUUUAAUGGUUCGCUUCCAAUUUUGGGCCAGACAAUUUUAUGACUUUAAUUUUGAAAUUAUAUUGAAUUUUUUAAGAACUCUGACAUUAAAAAGCAGAUAUUAUUAACUUUUAGUUAUAAAUUAUUAAAGUUAAUGAAUAAAUACUCAUAAAAAAAUAUAAAGUAAUUGUGACCUUGAACCAACACCCUGUAUAUUGAAAUUUUGAAGAUUUGUCUGCGCAUUUUAAAAGAGCAUAAAAAACUGUGAUUAAGGGUUCAUUUUAAUUAUUUGCGCCGUUUAUUUAAUUACAUCAAUUUUGAAAUUAUAUUGAAAUUUUAUAGAACUCGUGAGAUUAAAAACCAGGUAUUAUUAACUUUUAAUAAUUUAAUAUUAAUAAAUCAAUACUUAUUUUAAAAAUAUGUACUUAAUACUUAUUUACUACGCUGGCUUCAUGGAUUCUCUGGAUUUGUAGCUGUAUGCACAUCAUUAAAAAUUAUAAUUGCGGGAAUUGGACUAUUUUAAUGAUUUAGUAAACAAUUAAAAAAACAGCUAUAUCUAAUAAAAAAAAUUCGUUUAAACAAUUCAACAUAAAUUAAAAAUAUUUGAACUAUAACAGUUGCUCAAAAUGUCCGCCUUUUUGUUCGAUGCAUUUCCUUGCUCGUUUUAAAAGAUUUCGAACCGAUUUUCUAAUUACAUUGGGAUUGUUCUUAAUUUUUCUGGCAGCUUCUUGUCACCUUGACAGAAUAAUCAAUCAAUACGAUUUCAAAAUUGUCGUAAUUUAAUUAUCUGCGCAAAAAUUUGACAUGCACAUUUUAAUGCAGUUUUUAUGCUCUUUUAAAAUACGCAAACAAAUUUUCAAAAUUUCAAUAUGCGGGGUGUUGUUUCAAAUUCACAAUUACUUUAUAUUUUUUUGUUAAUCCGGAUCUGGAUUUUUCUUAUGAUUAGUAAUUGGGUCAUUCCAAUGUGGUGAAUAAGUGUCGAUUAUUUCUAAAAUGAGUAUUUAUUCAUUAACUUUAAUAAGUUAUAACUAAAAGUUAAUAAUAUCUGCCUUUUAAUGUCAAGAGUUCUUAAAAAAUUCAAUAUAAUUUCAAAAUUUAAGUCAUAAAAUUGUCUGGCUGAAAAAUGGAAGCGAACCAUUAAACUUACUUUUUUGUGCUCUUUUUAAAUAUGCAAACAGAUUUUCAAAAUUUGAAUAUACAGGGUGUUGUUUUAAGGUCACAGUUACUUUAUAAUUUUUUGUUAAUCCGGACCUGGAUUUUCUUAUAGUUAGUAUGUCGGUCGUUUGGGUUUUGAAUGAGACAUAUGUAUACCAAAUAUCAAAAAAUAUACAGGGUCUUUCUAAAGUUAUGGCUUAGGAAAGAAAUGGGCAAAAUCGAUAAAACACCCUGUAAUUUGGUUAUAAAAGUUGGUAGGGCAAAAAAUGUAGUAUAUCUAGAACCGGCUCGGUGACCUCUAUUCACCAUUAAAGUAUUUCCGUUUCCCAAUGAAACACCCUGUAUAGGUUUUCAUCCUCCGUGCAAAGUGAAGUUAUAGAAUUUCGCUAUGUAUAUUUCGGUACCCUACUUGGUCCUACCUGAUCUUACACUGCCUGCUAUCAUGUCUAAUAUUUCUUCUAUCAUCCACUCUUGGUAGUUGGCUUUAUUUUGGAGAAGAAAAUUGUUGUUCAUAUCAUCAAAUGAUUCUUUUGUGGUGAUCCAUAACUUUUCAACAUCAUCCACAGUUGCCUUAUUAGAGAACUAAUUGUUUAUUUCUUCUGUAUAUGCUUCUCUUUUAUCGUUGUUGGACAUUGUAGAUAAAGUAUAUCUUUUGCACUCCCCUACAUGUUUCGCAUCAGCAAAUGAUUCUUUCAUGGUGAUCCAUAACUUUCAACAUCAUCCACAGUUGCCUUAUUAGAGAACUCAUUGUUUAUUUCUUCGUUUACUUCUCUUUUAUCGUUGUUGGACAUUGUAAAUAAAGUGCAUAUAUCUUUUGCACUCCGCUACAUGUUUUUCGAUUUGUUUAUUUUUACGUUUGCUUUUAAAGAUAACGUACUUAUAGACAAGAAGAAGUGAUGCUUUGAAUUAUAUUUUGAUUGAACUUGUUUCAACCGCUCUGAUGAUAAUUCGGAUUUGAGAAUUUUGAGAUUUUUUAACGUUUGUACAAUUAUUUUGUAUAGCUUUCCAAAGAAUCCAUUUAAAUAGUUCGUGGAAUAAAUUAUGAUUUUGUAUCUUGUAUUGUGUAUAUUUAGAAGAUUUCUGUUAACAGUGGUUUUAUACAAAAAAAAAAAUUUUAGCUGAUGUAAAAUAAUAAUUGUAUAUAGGAUUUUUCUUACUAAUUCGUUUCAUAUCAUGACUAGCUACUCAAAUUUUUAUUUAUGUUGUGUUACUUAACUAAAACAAAAUAUAUGGAGUGCACAAAAUCGAAUCAACAUGAGAAUCUGAAGGUAGACAACCAUACCUACGAAUGAAUAUGCCUCUACUUUUCCCUACCUAAAUCAUAGGCUCAAUGGACAUCCUAAGUCCUGACGUCACAAAAUUGGGAGGAGCUUAUAUUUGACUCCAAACAAUUUUGUUUAUAAGGUUAAACACUCAUAAGGAAGAUAAAAAAGAUCAAGGCAGGUUUUGUUUAUAUUUGAUUCAGAGUUGGACCACCAUCUCCAUAUAGCUAUUUCAGCAUCCUUAUGCCUCAUCGGUGAAGCUCAGAAGUCUCAACUCAUAAGGAAUUUUUAAUUUAUUAUUUACGUGGUUUGUGUGACAAAAUAAGACUUUUCAUUUAUGCAUUUAGUUAAAGAAACGUGUCAAUUAAGAGAUUUUUAUUCGUUUUUGCCCAGGUGAGUUAAUUUAAUGCAAUGAUUAGAACAUAAACAGUUUUGAGGUUAUGUUUAUUUUCAACCACUAAGGAAUAAAAACCACCUGAGCAAAAUCGAAUAAAACUCUCUUAAUUAACACGUUUCUUUAACGAAAUACCUAAAUGAAGUCUUAUUUUGCCACACAAAGCACAUAAAUGAAAAAUUCCUUAUGGCCAUUUAACGUUACAAACAAGAUUGUUUGGAGUCAAUAUAAGCUCCUCCCAAUUUUGUGACAUUUGUGACGUCAGACUUAGGCUGUCCAUAAUAAAUGACAACAACAAUACCAGUCAAGAAAUACAAGCAUGGAUUCUUAGCGGUAAUAAGUUCUUUUAUGCGUACAAACACUUAAUGAAAAGUAAGUUAUUGAAUCGUGAGUCGAUUAGAAUCUACAAAACAGUAAUUCGACCAAUGUUCAGAUAUGGAUACGAUAUGUGGACUUUCUCAACCACAGAUGAACAUCAACUGAGAAUAUUUGAUCGCAAAAUACUAAGAAAGAUAUUUGGACCACCACAUUGCAGCGAUGGUUCGUGGAUAAUUUAAAAUGAACUACGAGCUGGAUAAACUAAUACAGAGCGCAGAUAUUGUUAAAUUUGUAAAGUCACAAAGACUAAACUGGCUUCGUCACUUAAAAAGAAUGCCAGAUAAUCGAGCUGUAAAAGUAAUCCAGAGAUGGAAGCCCUAAGGAAAUAGAACAGGAGGAAGGUCCUGUAAAAGAUGGAUAUACGACGUAGAUUGCGAUCUUAAAACCAUGAACAUCAAGCAGUGGCGAAAGAAAGUAUCCGACAGGGCAGAAUGGAAGAACAUUGUUAAGCAGGUCAAGACUGACAAAGGGUUGUAGCGCCAUUAGAAGAAGAAUAAGUGUUGUUUUUGUAGUCUACCGGUGACCCUAAUUGUUGACAUGAAAUAUGAAACGGAAUUGUAAGAAAAAGGAAUAACUGUUUACCCUCAAAUAUUGUUUCAGUAAUUUUUCAUACCCCCGAAGGAAUAGUUUACAAUUUGUUUUAUAUUUUGUACAUAGGUAGAAAAAAAUGUUUGUUAGGCAGUUGAGUGACGUUGAUUUUAUUAAUAAAAUACUCAAACUUGUUAUGAACAGUUUUAAAAAGUUUAUACAAAAGUUGAUACGAAAUAUGUACACUAAGACCAUCUGUAUGCUUUAAGGUGUCAUCUGCUUUUAAUCCCAAUUGUUUUAUCUCUUUAUGUGUAUCCAAUCGUCGAGUAAUAUUUGGAAAAAUAUAUCAGACUUGGCCAAAUUUGGUGAAUGAAGAUGUUUUUACAAAAAUGCAUAGAAAAGUAUAUCCCGAGUAGAUAUUAAAUAAGGAGGAUAUAAUGCAUUUCUGUCUGACGCCUCUUUGAUUAUAAUAUUCGUCGGUUAAUCUCACGUCGAACCGUACGGCUGCGUUCUGGUUCAAAAUUUAAGUUUUCGAUGAUGAGUAUGUGUCUACCAUCAAUAAUUCCUUUAAUUCUUAAUAUGUCCAAAAGCAUUCCAUGCUGUACCCUAUCAAAAGCCUGUUCCUAAUCGAUGAAAGCCACAUAAUUAGCUUUAUGUUGUCACAUCAUUUUUGGGGAAGUGCAUUUAAAGCAAAAAGUGCCUCACACGUACCCAGCGAAUUCCUAAGUCCAAACUGGGUUUUAUCUAGGUCUCUUUCGCAAUGACUUUUUAUUGUUCCAUGAAUAAUGUGAAGAAAAAUGUUCAAUGUGUGGCUCAUCAAACUAACUAACCUGUAUUUAUCAGAUCUUUUUGCCCGUUGCUGCUUCGGAAUUGCUAUACAAACAGAAUUAAGCCAUCCUCAGGCAGGGGCUAACUACCAUUUAUGGGGGGUAACUACCCGGCCAAGAGGGCCCUGUAGGGGCCCCCGUUUGGUUGAUCGUGCAUAGAUUGUAACGAGGUCACAUAAACUUUUUAUAGUGCUUUCAGUCGAGUUCUAUUUCGAGUUGCCCGAUUGUAAUAAGUACACGGCAUAUUAAUUGUAACAACUUCAAUGAUCAAUUUUGACCUGUUUCACCUGCACCAUUAUAAAAAAUUUUGUAUUAAAAUCUCUUCAUGAAGUCACCUCAUUUUCUUUGCUUUCAAACUGCAAAGCAGCUCCGUCCUUUAGAUGGCUUCUUAUAAUUUCUUUGCAGUUUUCAAAGUUCUGCAUAUGUUGGAAUUUGUUUUUUAAGAUUUUAAUAAAAGGUACCGGAUGUCGUUUUCUAAUAUCCCCGCCAAAUUGCAUUCUGCUCUCAUUACAGUUGUAUACAAUUACUUCCCGACGGUCUCCUCCUUUUUGACAUUUUCCUAUCUUCUUCAAAUUUUCUUCCACUUUUUCCAUAUCGAAUUUUAACGCAUUUUCGAAUUUUUCUUCCACCUUGUCAAUUUUCUGUAUCUUCUCAGCAAUCUGGUUUACCUCUUUCUGCAUUUUCUCUAAAUAAACCUUCAUGUCUUCAUAUUUUUCUAACUCCCAACGAACAGUAUCGUUCGUUGGGAGGCACUGAAGUCCUCGUACCAAUCUCAAAAAUAUUCCUCAAAAGUGACUCUAAAACCUCUCAAUCCAACAGCUGGGCUGGAAGAUUUGAUGCAGUCAAUACAUUGAAACACAGAUCUUCCGAUGUUUUGAAGUGCCUUUCAAGUCUGGUUCUGACAAGUAACAAAAGAAAUGAAAGAGACGAAGCAACACAACUGAAAAAAAGAAACUAGAAUCAUUCAAAUUUGUUUUGUUACUAGUUGUGCAAAAUAAAAUCCUUGAAACCCUCAACAUAGUCUCAAAAACACUGCAAUCAAAAUCUUUGGACCUUUUAACAGUUUCCAGUUUACUUGAAGAGAGCCUCUUAAAACUAACUGAAAUGAGAGGACAAUUUGAAACCUUCUUUGAAGUGGCUUCAAAUAUGUGUCAACGUUGUUGACGUGUACUCAACGUGUACUCAAUGAUCGACACAUGCCAUCAGCUAGACACUCGCUUUCAAGGAAUGAAAGCAGUAUUAGAUUCGUACUGAAUUGUUCAACGUGAUUUUAUUUUGAAUGCAAACGAACAAGAUAUUCAAGUCUCAAGAAGCACUUAACUUUGUAAAAUGUUUUCCAGAUUAGAGAUGGUGGGGUUACCCUGUCCUCUGGUAUUUCAUCAGUAGUAUACACGUCAGAUUAACUAGAGCACUGAUGUGGUCUUGUAUCAUUUUUAAGACUUCAGCUGGAAUGUUGUCUGGUCCAAUUGUUUCUUUGGUUUUGUCUGAUUUUAUUACAUGAAGAACUUCAGAUUUUACAAUUUCAGGAUCUUCUUGAUUUAUAUUGCUCUGUACAUUUUGCCUGUCAUCUUGCAGCAAUUCAUUUAUAUAAUUACUCCACGUUUCAAGUAUUUUUCGUUCACCAAUAAUAACUUUUUCUGCAUUAUCUACUAGAGUAUUAGCGUUUUUCUUAUUAUACCUAUACUUCUGUUCUAAUUCGUCUAUUUAUGAACAUGGUCUUCACUUGGUAAAUUCUUUAAUUAAAUAAAUAAUCCAAAAUGUAUCUCUAAAUAAUUUAAAUUAAUUUAUUUAAGACAUUUUAAUAAAUGUUGCAAAAUAAAAAAAACAUGUUUUAGUAUUUUAUUGAUGAUGUAAAAUAUAAGUGUAGUGUAUAUAAGAGAGAAAUAUGUUUUUAAAAUUUUCUGGAUAUGAAACGAUACUGUUCACUAAUUCGAAAAUGAUAUUAUGUUCUCAUAGAUUACAAAAGAGUUCCAAACUUGAUUACCGUCUCACCACUCUGGAUUAAUUUACUUUUUGGUUGUAUAUUUUUUGAUAAUUAGAACUAUUUAAUAUUUAUAAAUUAUUGGUCUAAAAUAAAUAGUUAUUUACAAUUA